Suricata suricatta (meerkat) is the source of this 3930-nucleotide messenger RNA. RefSeq names its product protein DDI1 homolog 2. Gene Ontology annotation, biological process: proteolysis. The record is from RefSeq and is a predicted model, not a curated record. Gene Ontology annotation, molecular function: protein binding; aspartic-type endopeptidase activity. Lineage: Eukaryota; Metazoa; Chordata; Mammalia; Carnivora; Herpestidae. The coding region runs from base 1471 to 3390 and encodes 639 amino acids. The transcript has 2 exons.
CGCCACGUUCAGCCUUCCAUCCGGUUCUCGUCCAUGCUCGGAAAGUCUCUGUGUCCGCCGCAGUUUCGGAAUUUAGCUUCUGCCAUCCAUGUCACCUCGUCUCAUCCGGUUACAACCAGCCUGUAUAUGCAUCCCUGUGUGGGCAUACGUACAUGUUCCCAUCCGUAGUUUCAUCAGCUGUCGGAACCGUCCGAGGAGGGGAGGGCGAUCCCAGGAAAAACCGGGCCCAUCUGGCCGCUCUGAACAGAGCAGAUCCAGAACGCCAGCCCCACGGCGUGCUGUUGAGGGUGACUACACUGUUAGGGGGUUCGCGGGCCUGUUUCUUCUGGAAAGCUGGAAGGUCCUCUUUCAUCACCCCGCACAGCGGCCUCGAGUGGUAGGAGGGCAGAGAUUUUCAUUCUGCUGAGGAAGAGCUGGAGGCGUAGGCCCGGUAACGUGUCUGGGGGCACGGGUGCAAUAACGUGGGCAGCGCUGAGCUUUCGUCCUCCCUGAGACGGGGGCUGACGCUUCUCUCCCAGCCUCACAGAGUCUCCACAGAGUCCCUCCGUUCCCGUUUGCCCGGAGUGUAAACACAGCAGACGGCAGCCCGAGUUUAUUGGCUGAUUUAUCAAGAGGGAGAAAGGCAGCUCCCAGCCUAGGACUUUAUAGGGGGUUGCAGGCUGGUUGUAAUUAGAUACCUAGCACUUAAUUUCUCCUUUUUUUCUUUUCCCUUACAAAGAGGGGGUAAAAGUAGGCACCGUUUAAUUAUUCGUAAUGCCCAUUGUUUGCAAUCCCCUUCCCCUCUCCUGUAGUUCUGAGCCAGGCCCCUGCGGUCAGGACUUAGGCCAGCGAAAUCUCAGCGGCUGGAGGACUGUGUGCUGCUUUCUUAGCACCAAACACACACCGAGGCCACGUUCUCCUCGACCUGCCACAGUGAUUGGACCUGGCGUGCCAGUGCCUGAAGGCCAUCGCCACGUGCCCCGUGCCACUCAUGGGGACAUUUCACUGUGAUGUGUCCUUUCUGUUCACAUUAACUCCCAGCUGAACCCCUGUCGGAGUCAGCCUUAGAGAUUGAUAAAUAAUACAAUAACUGUGUUUCUAGACACUAACGGAUACAAUUUACACUGAAGCAAAUGCCGUUUUCCUGUUGACCUCUAAACUGUGUUUCACCAGAAGUCCAUAACUUCCCAAUAUAGUGCUUUAUUAUGCUCAUGCUGUUAAUAACGGUGUUGGAUUAGAAUGACGUAGAGCCGUUUGAUUCUGGAUUACUUCCUGACUUCUUUAAGAUCGAGCCCCCCACAUUGGAUGUUAAUCAACACGAAGCAUCUGAGUCUGAGAAGCAUCUGCCCGGAGAGAUUGUAUUGUGAACUAGUUUUUGCUGCCACCCGUUGACAUUUAAUUAACGAUCUUCUAGUAACUGCACAGAGGUCAGUGUUUGACUCUGUCGGUGGCAAAAGGAGAAUUGGAACUGACCUUUAACGCCAUCGUGAGAUGCUCUUUGAGCCUGCCGUCCAGAAAAGUGGUAACGAAACUACCUCACUGGGAAUGUCAUCCUUACCAACGUCAGACGGACUCAGCCGUCCAGCCCCUUCUCCGGGACGGAGCCCCGAGGUCGGUAAUCCUACGAGUCUUGCUCGCUCCGUCUCCGCUCCAGCCUGCCCUCUCAAGCCCAGUGACCCUGACCGCAUCGGACCUGAAGCUCUAAAAGCUUUGAAGGCUUCCGCUGAAUUCCAGGUAACCUCUGAAAAGAGAGAACAUCUUCCUCCGCAGGAUCUUUCUGAUAGUGCUUCUUCAGCAGACAGCGCUCCGGCGAGCCGUGCUCCAGCCACGCCUCUGCUGAACUCACCCGAAGAAGCCGUUGCUGCGGAGAAUAUGGAGAAAUCUGCUGAAGGAAGCACCCAGGGCCUCAGAUCUCCUCCCCACACAGGACAGCAAGCUAGUUUGUCUGUCACGGCUGCCGGUGUGCAGGAACCACUGGGGGCUCCAGGUGAGAAGGGUUGGCAUCCGGAAAGUCAGAGCCCAAGUGAAGGGAACGGCCCUCCACAGCACCGAGAACCAGGGAGUGAGCGGCACGAGGUUGUACAGCAGGAUGCUCCGCGUGACCGAGAGCGGGGACACUGCUGUGACACAGACGACUCUGAACUUCCUGGGGAAGGGCAACAGAAUCAACCAACAAGUGUUGACUUGGAAGCUCCAGUGAAAGAAGACGGGCUGCAGGAGAAUGUGGACCUUCCAGGCACAGAGGAAGAUCCUCUCCCUGCAGGACGCUUGGGCCGCUCACCCUCAGAAACACUUAUGGAAGUAGAUACAGUUGAAGAGUCCCCAGGUGCCGUGCUUAACUCAGUGGAUGGUCAGAAUGCCGGUGUCAAGAGCAUCGGUGCAGCUGAUCUCACCUUAGAUAAUCCCCUGAUGGAAGUAGAAACAUCAAAAUGUAACCCUUCAUCUGAAAUUUUGAACAAUUCGAUCUGCACUCAGCAUUCACCGCUCCCGGACACUAACGUUGAAAUGUCUGGAACAAAUAAAGAAGAUGGGGGUUGCUCCCCGCCUGUCAGUCUCUGUGGCAGUUGUCAGCCCUCCGUGGGGUCAGCAGAGGAGCCGUGCUCUUCUCUAACAGCAGCCUUGAAGGAACUCCACGAACUCUUGGUUAUUAGUAGUAAACCAGCUUCAGAAAAUACUUCCAGGGAAGCUCUCUGUCAAUCAGAAAUGGUAACCGAGGGCCAACCAGGCAUUAAGGAACUCUCUGAGAGGUGGACCCAAAGUGAGCGUGUUCCGACCACCCAGCGUGACGCGCACCUGCAGGUCUCCUUUCGUCAGACCGUAUCUGUAUCGGUGAGGGCAGCAGCGUUAACAGACACUUCAAAUGGUGCUGGAGUAGAUGAUGCAGAAAACAUUCGUGUCAGGGAUCCAGGUGACGGCCUAGUAACUGAUAAGGAAAGUGUCCCUGAGUCUAGGGAAUCCGAAAACGAGAGCAGUUCUGCCGCUCUAGCCACAGCAAAAGCGUCUAAGCAAUUACAGUGCACCGUAGGUGUGGAAAUGUCACCCAGACUUUUAGCAGGCGAGGAGGGUGGUGUCAGUCUCGCUUCCGAGCAAACAAAGUCCUUGUCCAGUUUCACAUUGGUUGAAGAUUUGGGUCAGGGCGCACAGAAUCUGGUGAGAGACAGGCCCGAGACCGGACAAGAUGUCUGUCCUGAAGCUGGGGGGCCCCUGCUUGAGUUUGGACCGCCCACCAGCUGUCCAUUGUCCAGUCCCUCCAUUCUCCCACCACUGAUCUUUCCUGCUGCAGACAUUGACCGGAUUCUCCGGGCCGGCUUCACUUUGCAGGAGGCACUUGGGGCUUUGCAUCGAGUUGGUGGAAAUGCAGACCUUGCACUUCUUGUUUUGCUAGCGAAGAACAUUGUAGUUCCUACGUAACCAUGGAAAAGUGGGCUAGAUCAUACUCCAUUCCCCUAAAAGAAAAGCUAUAGACACACACACACAUGCACUUGCCACAUACACAGUAUAUGUAGAAACCUGCAAGCAGAAUGUUGAGCCAGAUUUUUUUUAAAAGAUUUUUUUCGGCCAAAGUAACUUAUCUCUUGUCUGAUGAAUUUGUCUAUUCUAUUUGUUAAAAUUUGGGCCUUUUAAAUGUAUUGGCAGUAUGUGCAUACAAAAGCUUUUUAUUAUCAUCAAGAUUAUGUAUUCUGGAAUAAAGUUGAUGGAUUUGUGUGUAGCAUACGAUUUUAGAAUGAGAGUGAGUGCUUUGAAAAGCAGCCAUGAGAAAGCCUGCCACCCCUGCGGCUCAGAGCACGUCACCUUCCCUCUUGGCUGUGGCUGUGCUGUGGGCUGGGUGUGGCUUGGUGGCUCGAUUGUCCAUUUACACGCCAGAUCUCAUGGUCUGCCGUUUGGAAUUACACUUAGUGCUCUGUGUAUUGGUGAUUCAUCAGUUAUAAGAGGAAAUUGAAGAAUAAUUGA